Messenger RNA from Topomyia yanbarensis, 2632 nucleotides. Its product is annotated as zinc finger protein 26-like. The transcript is spliced from 2 exons. Gene Ontology annotation, molecular function: DNA-binding transcription factor activity, RNA polymerase II-specific; zinc ion binding; RNA polymerase II transcription regulatory region sequence-specific DNA binding. Lineage: Eukaryota; Metazoa; Arthropoda; Insecta; Diptera; Culicidae. The record is from RefSeq and is a predicted model, not a curated record. Gene Ontology annotation, biological process: regulation of transcription by RNA polymerase II. Bases 152 to 2257 code for a protein of 701 amino acids. Gene Ontology annotation, cellular component: nucleus.
CGGUCAAACGCCUCGAUGGAUUGUUUAUGUUAUGAACCUGAAUAACCUGAUGAACUAGUUACCUAAUUUUUUUGAUCAUUUCGUGUGAUUGAUAGUAAGUAAGUCUUUAGAACUGGAAGCUUCUGGUGAACGCAACAGUCCGCUGCCAAAUAUGAACAGUUGUCGUCUAUGCUUGAAGGAAUUUCUGGCCCAGCAGAAUGAUUGUAAUGUCGACAAGAUGAAAGUUAAAUUUCAGCUAGUGUUUUCAUUCGAGAUAAUUUCCAAUGAACGUUUACCUAAGGAAAUUUGCCCGGAUUGCGUGGGCAGAGUUUCGCAGUUCUACGACUACGCCGACGUUGUCCAUAAAAAUCAAUUGAAGUUGUACAGUCAAAUCGAAAAUGAGUCCAUGUGUACGGAACCAUCAGGCAGUUCUGGUCUUGAUAAACCUGAGCUUUUUCCUAUCAUGCCAGAAGAGGAAAUCAAAAUUGAACCCCAGGAGGAGUUUCUCGAUGAUCCGAUUGAAACGAAAAAGAAAAAGACCGUCGCAACUAAAAAAACUCCGGCCAAAGUUCAGGCAGACAAAUUUGAAAAGAACCUCAUCAAUCGAUAUUUAGACAUGGUUUGUGACAUCUGCAAGGAGGAUCUAUUUACCUAUCAGAAACUGGAAGUUCACUUUAAAAAAUAUCACGGAAGACGUUGCUACAUUGCAUGCUGCGGCUUGAAAUUAACCAGCGAACAGAUGAUAUCCGAUCAUUUGGGAAAGCACAUGAGCGUAACAAAAGAAAACGAUUCACAGUCAUCCUGGGAACGACGAGUCGCCACCGCAUUCGGGUCAAUAUUAACCGAUUUCAAACGAGAUUUGGAGGACUACGAACCGCUGCCAAAUAUGGAAUUGGCUCUGAAAGGGGACACCAACGAGCAGCAGAAGAUGUACAAUGUGCAGGAUUAUUUGGUGCAGAGCUACUUCAGCUUAAACUGUGAACUGUGUGCGGCUAGGAUCAACAACCUGGACGAUCGCCGGAUUCAUUUUCGGCGGACGCAUCCCAGACAAAAAUAUUUCGUCUCCUGUUGUAGUCAACGAUUUUCAACACGAAUCAGCAUAAUGCGUCAUUUGAAUCGUCACUGGAAACAUGUGGCAAGCGGAAAUGAGCUUAAAAAACCCGCCGUCCAUUAUAAAUCUGAUUCUUUGGAUGGUUCUGAAGCGGCAAAUCGUUCGACCAGUUGGGUGCGACAGCUUCAAACAACAUACGGACCGCUGAUGAACGAAUUUCGCGAUGACCUGGUCGAGGGAGGUUUUACUCCACCGACUAAACUUCCGGAGACUAAAUCUGCUGAGAAUUCCAAACUACUUCAUCAGAUGCAGGACUUUUUAAUUGCAAAACACAGUCCACUGAAUUGUGACUUGUGUGGAGUGGAAAUAAAAACGUAUGUGGGAAGACGCGACCACUUCCGGAUUGGUCAUCCCAAAGAGAAACUUUACGUGCAAUGUUGUGGCAAGAAAAUUUUUACUCGGUACAAAAUAAUACUGCAUCUGUUGCGGCAUAGAAAAGGCUUGCCUACGACAGGAGCGUACGAUAUCCGCAACACGCCGGUAUCCAUGUAUGACAAACACGAACGGGACGAUGUCACCAUGGAGGCUUACUACAAGAUGGAUUGUGAGCUAUGCGACUAUACUGGAAAUUCGUAUCUUGGGUUGCGAGAUCACUUUCAAAAAAAGCACAAGGAGGAGGGAUUUUUCAUUAAGUGCUGUAAUAGACGUCUGAAGACCAAGUAUCAUAUUCUUGAGCAUAUUGCUGGCCAUCAAAAGCCGGGAUCGGUCAAGUGUGAUCACUGCGAUGCUACAUUUUCCUCGCUCAGAAUGCGCAAAGCUCAUGUUAGUCGGAAACACGUCAGCGAAGAGGAGAAAAUUUACCGAUGCGAACAUUGCGUGGCGUCAUUCGCGACGAGAAAUCUGCUCGUUCUUCAUACGUACAAACACGAACUGAUGACAUGCGAUAUUUGUGGAGUCGAAAUGAAACGUUGUUCGCUGCGUGUUCACAAGCUCAACUUUCACAAGAUGGGGGAGGAAAUUGUGUGUCAUGUUUGCGCUGAGGUCUUUCAUUCGAAGCACAUGUUCAAUGCGCACCAUAGAAAGGCUCACCUGGGAAUCCGCAAGAAGUAUAAAAAGAAGUCAAGGGCAAAGAAAAAACCUGUGAUCGCGGAACAAGCGCUGCCGACGAGUUCCGGUGAAUUUUCUACGGGCGUAUUAGAUGAACUGAAAGCAGAACCGCUGUGCUAGUGCGGAUAAGAGCAAACGUUGCCUAGAAGACCCUUCAACAUACACCGAAUAUUGCUGUCUGUCGGUUACUCUUCUCUAUUACUAAUCCAACUUAGAUUGACUGCUUGGAAGAAACAUGUUCGUGAAUGAAUAUUUUCUAUUUUGAAUUCACAAUUGUCCGCUCGAAUCUCUUCACCAAUACUUAGGAUAAAAGUAGGAAAUUCACAAGUCAGUGGCACUUCCAUGUGUUGCGGAGUUGGGUCGAAGGUAGGAUUAUCUACAAGAAGUGACUGGACGGCGUUUUACUGGAAGCUAUGUACAUCAAAAACUAAAAAGAAUUCAACAUUAAAUGUUGGUGUAUAUUCGAUACUCGUAAUAAAGUUGUGUAAGAAUUAA